CAUCUCUCAGAUUUGAUUUAAAGAAGGAAAAGAAGAAUUUUUAUUUUUUUGGGCUUAAGUGUGUUUCUUUUAAUUAAUAUACUCUGAUUGACAAUUUUCUUCACGUGGCAAAGAAAAGAAGAUACUGACGAGGGAGAAGAAGGGAAGAUGGAGUGGGGUUGCGCGGGAUGUCUGGGGACUGGGGAGGAGGGGACAACAACAGCUAAAAGACAUAACAAAGAUGACCAAAGGUCACAUCCAGUAAACCAACGUGAGUCAGCUAGACUGGUUGCAGCUCGCGUAAGAUCAUGGGCCACCUUGUUAGUAUCUCUUCGAACAUGCGUGGAACCUCUCAAAACAGCUACAGCUUCCACAUGAACUACACUGGUGGCAAGUAGAAUAGGCCAUUGAAAAACACCAAGAUCCAAGUCCAGAAAAGUCCCUAGUAUUACUCCACCAGCACCACCUUUUUGCUCCUCUACAACAGAAAAGCUCCAUCCACGUUUGAUUUCACAAAGUCCAGAUUCUAUUUAUUCAAUGAGAUGUCGCAGAUUUGUAAUGAAAUCGUUUAAGUAUUCAUCUUGAAGAUCUUUUCUGGAAAGUAUAUGUCUUAACUUGGCAUGGUUGCUCUUUAAAAGAAUAGCAAUUUCAGAGUCUUUAUCCAUUACCAACUUGAUAGCUUUACUCAAGCUCUCCUUGGCAAUCCACCCAUUUUCUCCUCUUUCCA
Rubroshorea leprosula is the source of this 706-nucleotide messenger RNA. The record is from the annotation of a GenBank genome assembly. Lineage: Eukaryota; Viridiplantae; Streptophyta; Magnoliopsida; Malvales; Dipterocarpaceae.